This is a messenger RNA of Anoplophora glabripennis (Asian longhorned beetle), 4747 nucleotides long. Its product is annotated as lysosomal alpha-glucosidase-like. The transcript has 17 exons. Gene Ontology annotation, molecular function: alpha-1,4-glucosidase activity; carbohydrate binding. Lineage: Eukaryota; Metazoa; Arthropoda; Insecta; Coleoptera; Cerambycidae. Gene Ontology annotation, biological process: carbohydrate metabolic process. The coding region runs from base 209 to 3262 and encodes 1017 amino acids. The record is from RefSeq and is a predicted model, not a curated record.
GCUCUGACGCUCUGACAGCUGAUAAACAAAAAUAUUUCCUUAAUCUAAACCCGGUCUUUUAUCAGAGAAAUUAUGUUUAAGUUUAUUUAAUUAUCAAACGCGUCGUAUGACGUACUUUCCGCCCUAAAUAUUGCAGAAGAUAAAGAAUUACAAACGAAUAUUUUUGUGGUUGUCGUAUUCCAGUGUUAGUACUAACAAAUAAUUCGUGAUGAGGAUACGAGAUUUGCUCAAGUCUUUUCGAGCCCGAAGGGCCCGCCAGCUGUCGAGGACUGAUUCUCUAUCUUUUGAGGCCUUUUGCAAUGAUAGCCCUCCAGAGAAGUAUCCAGAAACCAAAGAAUCCUCUUUGACUGGGGAUUAUAAACUAUCUCCUGCAAAACUUAAUAGCAGCGAGUAUUCCCGUUUUUCUCGCAAGAAAGGAAACGAUAAGGAAUCUACCCGUCCCAGUCUGCCAACUAUUUUGUUGAUAAUUGUUCUUUCGGCUGUGUUCGUAAUCCUUCCAAUAGUAUAUUUAUUGAACUGUUUUGAUAUGGUAUACAAACAUAAUUCUCAUAGACACAAUCCGGAUAUCAAAGAAGCAGAUCACUACGAACCAAGCUCUUUGGUUCAUCAAAGAUUAGCGUCUCCACUUAGAAAACCAGUAAGAACCCGAGACUUACCUUAUCCUCCAAAACCGAACUACAACCAGUGUAAGAGUUUAUCGGACAAAGAGAAGUUUGAUUGUUUUCCGGACGACGGUGCCAACGCAGAGAGCUGCGAGUCGAGGGGCUGCUGUUGGAUACCAGCAAAAACCAAACCAAAGAAUCUAGAUGUUCCGUUGAACACCCCUUAUUGUUUCUACCCACCGAACUACAACACGUACAACUAUAUUAACGUUACAGAGACCGGAUUCGGCCUGGUGGCCUUUUUGAGGAGGAACUAUCGGACGGCUUAUCCCGAUGACGUUGAUGUACUUAAAAUGAUCGUUAAGUACGAGUCCGAGACGAGGUUACACGUUAAGAUUGUAGAUCCUGUGAAUUCGCGGUUCGAACCGUCUUAUCCCGAGGUGCCGAUCGUCGAUAGAGCUGCCGUUAAUUUGACUUACAUCUUUGAAAUGGAUAUGUUCAAGCCGGGAUUCAAGGUUGUACGCAAAUCUGACAAUACCACGAUUUUUGAUGCAAGCAACGUGAAUACGAUUUACUCUAAUCAGUUCUUACAAAUAAGUGCCAAGUUGCCCUCAAGUUAUAUUUACGGUAUCGGAGAACAUCGUUCAAAUUUUCUUCUCUCGACCGAUUGGAGCCGGUUUACUCUAUUCAAUCACGACGCCGUACCACAACUUAACAAAAACCUGUACGGAAGCCAUCCGUUUUACCUCGUGAUGGAGAAUUCAAGCAACAGUCACGGGGUAUUUCUUUUAAACAGCAACGCGAUGGACGUCAUUUUACAACCUACGCCAGCUAUCACGUUCCGGCCCAUCGGGGGGAUAUUGGAUUUUUAUUUCUUAAUGGGACCGACGCCUAGCGACGUCGUCGGCCAGUACACCGAACUGGUCGGGCGGCCGUACAUGCCGCCUUACUGGGGACUGGGAUUCCACCUCUGCAGGUUCGGGUAUAAAACCUUAAAGGAUACGGAGAAGGUGAUGCAGAGGAAUAUUGACGCCGGCAUACCUCUGGACACCCAGUGGAAUGACCUCGAUUAUAUGAACAACAGCAACGAUUUCACGUACGACAAGGAGAAAUUCAGGGGUUUGCCGGAAUUCAUAAAAGACCUACACGCGAGAGGUAUGCACUACAUACCGCUGGUAGAUCCCGGAGUAAGUGCUAGCGAGGUACCCGGCGCUUACCCGCCGUUCGAUAUCGGCAUCAAAAUGGACAUAUUCGUUAAGAAUUCCACCGGCCAACCCUUUAUAGGAAAGGUGUGGAAUAAAGCUUCGACUGUGUGGCCGGACUUCACCCAUCCGAAAACGGUCGACUACUGGACGUUGAUGCUCAAGAACCUGCACCAGCAAAUACCUUUCGACGGCGCAUGGAUCGACAUGAACGAACCGUCGAAUUUCCUAUCCGGCUCGUUUACGGGUUGUCCAAAGUCUUCCCUCGAGAGCCCGCCUUAUUUUCCGGGUAUCGACGGCGGCGUUAUCAACUACAAGACGAUGUGCAUGAGUGCUAAGCAUUACGCUGGGUUGCAUUACGACGUUCACAAUUUGUUUGGAUUUACGGAGGCGAUCGUCACAAGUUUCGCCAUGGCGGAAAUCCGGGGAAGAAGACCCAUGGUAAUAUCGAGAUCCACGUUUGCCGGUCACGGCCACUACGCCGGUCACUGGAGCGGCGACGUUUGGUCCGCUUGGACCGACAUGCGCUACACCGUACCCCAACUACUGAGCUUCAGUUUGUUCGGCAUCCCCUUGAUGGGCGCCGAUAUCUGCGGCUUCAACGGCAACACCACCCAGUCCCUUUGCAACCGUUGGAUGCAACUCGGGGCUUUUUAUCCUUUCUCCAGGAAUCACAAUACGGACGACGGCAUUGAUCAAGACCCGGUGGCUAUGGGGGAGCAGGUUGUGGCAUCGUCGAAGAAAGCUUUAGGCGUGCGCUAUUCGCUCCUGCCUUAUUUGUACACCCUUUUCUAUAAAGCGCACAUUCUCGGGGAAACCGUAUCGCGGCCCCUGUUUUUCGAGUUUACAAACGACACAAAAACAUUUUCCGUCGACACUCAGUUCCUGUGGGGCGCAGCGCUGAUGGUCGUGCCUGUUUUAGAGGAUGGUAGGACCGAUGUAGCGGCUUACUUACCCGCUGGGGUGUGGUACGAUUUUUAUACUAAAUCCGGGAUCCGCAGCAAGGGGCAAACCUUCAACUUGUCUGCGCCUUUGGACACUAUACCGGUGCUGGUGAGGGGCGGGUACGUUUUGCCGCAACAGAGUCCAAAACCGACCACAACCGAGUCCAGAAAGACGAAAGUCCAAUUGUUGGUCGCCUCGGACGGCAACGGGGAAGCCGGCGGAGAGCUGUACUGGGACGAUGGCGAUUCGUUGAAUUCUUACGAGGAAAAGCGAUACUCCUUGAUAUCGUUCAAUAUGGAAAUCAACACUUUACGUUCAUUCGUUAUGUAUUUAGGCUCCGAGGUCCCUCCCAAUUUAGGUUCCGUGACGGUUUUAGGGAUAGACAAGCCCGUCACUGAGGUUACGGUGAACGACCUCGCUCAAGCGUUCAAGUUCGACACCGUCCAUAAGUACUUGGUGAUCGACAACCUGGACGUGUCGUUCGGCAAACCAAUCGUUAUAUCCUGGAAGUAACUUCCUUCGUUUUUGUGUAGUUUUAAGGCGCACAGUUCUGUUUCAUCGCACUGCUUUGACUUUCCAGAUUAUUAUAUUUUUAGAUGUUCCGUGUUUGUAAACGCCCGGUAUAUUACAGCGCCGGGCACUGGAGUUUGAAGAAUUGUUACCGAAGGGCGUUAUUAUAUAAUUGUUUUACUGAUACGUGUUACCUAGAACCUAGCGAGUGACGUAGAAGUUAGGUUAGACGUUAGAUGUCGAAUUUACCGUUCCGACGUUCUGCCAAACUAGUUUUAAAAAUAGUCAAUUACCUAGACUGGUUUCGUUUCAAUUUUAACGUGUGAUUAGUGUUAGGUGUGUGGAAUGAGGAACUUUCAUUUUUAAUGUCGGUUUUUGAGGAAAACGGUAAUAUUUGUGUUUAAUGAGGAAAAUUCGAAAGCUACGAUAGUCCCAUCGCGUAUUCUCCUCGUUUUUAUUCUUAUAUGCAGAUAGGAAAUAACGGAUUAUUUUUUGUUUUCAUCGAAAUACUAAGUUAUGCACUUUUACAAAGAAUGCUUUGAAAAUAAAACAUCUGACUAUCGUUAUAUACAAAAUUUUGACAGUUCCGUUAAAUUUUGAUUGAUGUCAAAACUUAUAGCACUAGACAUUAAUUGAUGAAUAAAGAAGAGCAAAAUAUGCUUCGAACUCUUUAGUUGAUUCAUCUGAAGAAUAUCUAGUUUUAUUUCGUAUGAAAUUUGCAUUUAUAGCUGUAAAGUUUGAUGUUGUCAAUGGAGAUUUAUUUGAACUGUCAAAAGUUCAUUUGGGGAAUAGUUCAUUCAAAGCACUCUUUGUAAAAACGGUUAAUUUUAUAUUUCGGCGAAAACAAGAACGUAAGAAUAUGAUAACACAACAGAAAUAUGUGUUGAAUUAAAAAAUUCGAAAAUUUCAAUGUAGUACCUAUAAAAAAGAUACAAAUUGACAAAAAACGAGCACCUUCGUUCGAGAAAAAUCUUGAAUUUCAGGUAGAGACGUCAGAUUUUAAAAUUUAGAAAAUGCAAUGCACAUACGUUUAACGAAAGUUCUCCUUCCCGCUGGUAAUUAGGAUUAUAGUAUCUUAAUUUUGCGGUUUUAAACAAUUAUACUUAAUUGACCAGUUUUUGCUGAUAUAUUUUAUGGUUCUUGUUGUAUAAAAUUAGGCAUAGCGGGACUCUACUUUGUAAUGGGGUACGAAGGGAGUUCGACUCCGGAUUAGAAAUAUAAUUUGUAUUUACAGUGUGCAUGCAUGAAAUAGAAAUAUCGAGGCCAUCGAGGAUGACUUCCGGGUGAUAAUUAGGCUGAUUAAUUUUUUUAGAGGGUGAUUUUGUUCCAAGGCUGUUAAAACUUUAUGACUGAACUCUAGACGUAGUCGAGUGACUUUUUGACGUCCCUUGCCUCAGAUUAUUUUAUCUCUACUACAUAUUGUCUUACUUUGUACUAUCAGUGGUCAAACCAAUGUGUUUGGUUUUUAAUAAAUAUGCUUCAGGUUUA